CUUCUCACGGACUCCUGCUUACCCCGAGACGCCCGCAGCCCGAGGACUCACUAGCGGCAGAGACCGCGGGCCCGGGCGCGGGGGAGGCCGCCGAUCGAGUCGGCUCCCUCCGCCCCGCGAAGCCUGCACGCCCGCCGGUGAAUCAAAAAGGGCCCAGGAAGCCUAUGAAUGUUGGAGAAAAUUCAUCUGUGAAUUUCUGAUGUUUAAGGAGUUCAUAUUUGUAUUCAUCUUUUAAACUGGGAAGAUUUAUAUUUUAUUUUAAAACUUCUUGGUAUUUACAAUGAAUGGACACAGUGAUGAAGAAAGUGUUAGAAACAGUAGUGGAGAAUCAAGCCAGUCGGAUGAUGAUUCUGGGUCAGCUUCGGGCUCAGGAUCUGGUUCAAGUUCUGGAAGCAGUAGUGAUGGAAGCAGUAGCCAGUCAGGUAGCAGUGACUCUGAAUCCGGAUCUGAAUCGGGCAGUCAGUCAGAGUCUGAAUCAGACACUUCCCGAGAAAACAAAGUCCAAGCAAAACCACCGAAAGUUGAUGGAGCUGAGUUUUGGAAAUCUAGCCCUAGUAUACUGGCCGUGCAGAGAUCUGCAAUGCUCAAGAAGCAGCAGCAGCAGCAGCAGCAGCAGCAGGCUUCAUCUAAUAGUGGAACAGAGGAGGAUUCCUCCAGCAGUGAAGAUUCUGAUGACUCAUCGAAUGAGGUCAAAAGGAAAAAACAUAAAGAUGAAGACUGGCAAAUGUCUGGGUCAGGAUCUCCAUCUCAGUCUGGUUCAGAUUCAGAAUCUGAAGAAGAAAGAGAUAAAAGCAGUUGUGAUGAAACAGAAUCUGAUUAUGAGCCAAAAAACAAAGUUAAAAGCAGAAAACCUCAAAAUAGAUCUAAGGCAAAAAAUGGGAAGAAAAUUCUUGGACAAAAAAAGAGACAGAUUGAUUCAUCUGAGGAGGAAGAUGAUGAAGAAGAUUAUGAUAAUGAUAAAAGAAGUUCUCGUCGCCAGGCAACUGUCAAUGUUAGCUAUAAAGAAGAUGAAGAAAUGAAAACAGAUUCUGAUGAUCUACUGGAGGUCUGUGGAGAGGAUGUUCCUCAACCUGAGGAAGAAGAAUUUGAAACAAUAGAACGUUUUAUGGAUUGUCGGAUUGGGAGAAAAGGAGCUACUGGUGCUACUACAACCAUCUAUGCAGUUGAAGCAGAUGGUGACCCAAAUGCAGGAUUUGAAAAAAACAAGGAACCAGGCGAGAUCCAAUAUUUGAUUAAAUGGAAAGGAUGGUCCCAUAUUCACAAUACUUGGGAGACAGAAGAAACCCUUAAGCAGCAGAAUGUUAGAGGAAUGAAAAAAUUGGAUAACUAUAAGAAAAAAGAUCAGGAAACAAAAAGAUGGUUGAAAAAUGCUUCUCCAGAAGAUGUGGAAUAUUAUAAUUGCCAGCAAGAACUUACAGAUGAUCUACACAAACAGUAUCAAAUUGUGGAACGAAUAAUUGCUCAUUCCAAUCAGAAGUCAGCAGCUGGUUAUCCCGAUUAUUACUGUAAAUGGCAGGGCCUUCCAUACUCAGAGUGCAGCUGGGAGGAUGGAGCUCUAAUUUCCAAAAAGUUUCAAGCAUGCAUAGAUGAGUAUUUUAGCAGGAAUCAAUCAAAAACCACUCCUUUUAAAGAUUGCAAAGUAUUAAAACAAAGGCCAAGAUUUGUAGCCCUAAAAAAGCAACCAUCCUAUAUUGGAGGACAUGAGAGUUUAGAAUUAAGAGAUUAUCAACUGAAUGGUUUAAAUUGGCUUGCUCACUCUUGGUGCAAAGGAAAUAGUUGCAUCCUUGCUGAUGAAAUGGGCCUUGGAAAAACAAUACAGACGAUCUCAUUUCUGAACUAUUUGUUUCAUGAACAUCAAUUAUAUGGACCUUUUCUGUUAGUGGUACCACUUUCCACUCUUACUUCUUGGCAAAGGGAAAUUCAGACAUGGGCUUCUCAAAUGAAUGCUGUGGUUUAUUUAGGUGACAUUAACAGUAGAAAUAUGAUAAGAACUCAUGAAUGGAUGCAUCCCCAGACCAAACGGUUAAAAUUUAAUAUACUUUUAACAACUUAUGAAAUUUUAUUGAAGGAUAAGGCAUUCCUUGGAGGUCUAAAUUGGGCAUUUAUAGGUGUAGAUGAAGCACAUCGAUUAAAGAAUGAUGACUCUCUUCUGUAUAAAACUUUAAUAGACUUUAAGUCCAAUCAUCGUCUCCUCAUUACUGGAACUCCUCUACAAAACUCCCUCAAAGAGCUCUGGUCUUUGCUACAUUUCAUUAUGCCAGAAAAGUUUUCUUCCUGGGAAGAUUUUGAAGAAGAACAUGGAAAAGGCAGAGAAUAUGGUUAUGCAAGCCUCCACAAGGAGCUUGAGCCAUUUCUGUUACGCAGAGUUAAAAAAGAUGUGGAAAAAUCUCUUCCUGCCAAGGUUGAGCAGAUUUUAAGAAUGGAAAUGAGUGCUUUACAGAAACAGUAUUACAAAUGGAUAUUAACUAGGAAUUACAAAGCCCUAAGCAAAGGUUCCAAGGGCAGUACCUCAGGCUUUUUGAACAUUAUGAUGGAGCUAAAGAAAUGUUGUAACCAUUGCUACCUCAUUAAACCACCAGAUAAUAAUGAAUUCUAUAAUAAACAGGAGGCCUUACAACACUUAAUCCGUAGUAGCGGAAAAUUGAUUCUUCUUGACAAACUGUUAAUUCGUCUAAGAGAACGAGGCAAUAGAGUUCUUAUUUUUUCUCAAAUGGUGCGGAUGUUAGAUAUUCUUGCAGAAUAUUUGAAAUAUCGUCAAUUCCCCUUUCAAAGAUUAGAUGGAUCAAUAAAAGGGGAGCUGAGAAAACAAGCUCUAGAUCAUUUUAAUGCUGAAGGAUCAGAGGAUUUCUGCUUUUUACUUUCCACAAGAGCUGGAGGCUUGGGAAUUAAUUUAGCCUCCGCUGACACUGUUGUUAUAUUUGAUUCUGAUUGGAAUCCACAAAAUGAUCUUCAGGCACAGGCUAGAGCUCAUCGAAUUGGGCAGAAGAAACAGGUGAAUAUUUAUCGUCUAGUUACGAAAGGAUCAGUUGAAGAGGAUAUACUUGAAAGGGCCAAAAAGAAGAUGGUUUUAGAUCACCUUGUAAUUCAGAGAAUGGACACAACUGGGAAGACAGUACUGCAUACAGGUUCUGCCCCCUCAAGUUCUACUCCUUUCAAUAAAGAAGAAUUAUCAGCCAUUUUAAAGUUUGGCGCCGAGGAACUUUUUAAGGAACCUGAAGGAGAAGAGCAAGAGCCCCAGGAAAUGGAUAUAGAUGAAAUCUUGAAGAGGGCUGAAACUCAUGAAAACGAACCAGGCCCUUUAACUGUAGGAGAUGAGUUGCUUUCCCAGUUCAAGGUUGCCAACUUUUCAAAUAUGGAUGAGGAUGACAUUGAGCUGGAACCAGAAAGAAAUUCAAAGAAUUGGGAAGAAAUAAUUCCAGAAGAUCAAAGAAGACGAUUAGAAGAGGAAGAAAGACAAAAGGAACUUGAAGAAAUUUAUAUGCUUCCAAGAAUGAGAAACUGUGCAAAACAGAUUAGUUUUAAUGGAAGUGAAGGGAGGCGCAGUAGAAGUAGGAGAUAUUCUGGAUCUGACAGUGACUCGAUCUCAGAAAGGAAAAGGCCAAAGAAACGUGGAAGACCACGGACUAUUCCUCGAGAGAAUAUCAAAGGAUUUAGUGAUGCAGAAAUUAGGCGGUUUAUCAAGAGUUACAAGAAAUUUGGUGGCCCUCUGGAAAGAUUAGAUGCAAUUGCUCGGGAUGCUGAAUUAGUUGAUAAGUCAGAGACAGACCUCCGGCGAUUAGGAGAAUUGGUGCAUAAUGGUUGCAUUAAAGCUUUAAAGGAUAAUUCUUCGGGAACAGAACGAACAGGUGGUAGACUUGGAAAAGUGAAGGGUCCAACAUUCCGAAUAUCAGGUGUACAGGUGAAUGCCAAGCUUGUCAUCUCCCACGAAGAAGAAUUAAUACCAUUGCACAAAUCCAUUCCUUCAGAUCCAGAAGAAAGAAAGCAGUAUACUAUCCCAUGCCACACAAAGGCAGCUCAUUUUGAUAUAGACUGGGGCAAAGAAGAUGAUUCCAAUUUGUUAAUUGGUAUCUAUGAAUAUGGAUAUGGAAGCUGGGAAAUGAUUAAAAUGGAUCCUGACCUCAGUUUAACACACAAGAUCCUUCCAGAUGAUCCUGAUAAAAAACCACAAGCAAAGCAAUUGCAGACACGUGCGGACUACCUCAUCAAAUUACUUAGUAGAGAUCUUGCCAAAAAAGAAGCUCAGAGGCUUUCUGGUGCAGGAGGGUCAAAGAGGAGAAAAGCAAGAGCUAAGAAGAAUAAAGCAAUGAAGUCUAUAAAAGUGAAAGAAGAAAUAAAGAGUGACUCUUCACCCCUGCCUUCAGAGAAGUCCGAUGAAGAUGAUGAAAAGGAUGAGAUCACUUCUGUGAAACAUCCAAAUAAAAAAAUUAAAACAGAAAGAGACAGUGAAGAAAGACCUGAGCCAGAUGUUUUUAUAAAGAAGGAAUCAGAAGAAAAGAGGGAAGCAAAAGAAAAAGAGAAUAAAAGAGAACUUAAAAGGGAGCUAAAAGAAAAAGAGGAUAAGAAAGAUAUAAAGGAAAAAGAUUUUAAAGAGAAAAGAGAAAACAAAGUAAAAGAAGCUAUACAGAAAGAAAAAGACAUAAAGGAAGAAAAGUUGAGUGAAUCCAAGUCUGAUAGCAAGGAAAGAUCCAAGAAAUCUUCAGUGUCAGAUGCUCCAGUUCAUAUCACCGCAGGUGGUGAACCAGUUCCCAUAUCUGAAGAAUCUGAAGAGCUAGAUCAGAAGACAUUCAGCAUUUGUAAAGAAAGGAUGAGGCCUGUCAAAGCAGCUUUGAAACAACUUGAUAGGCCUGAAAAAGGCCUUUCAGAAAGAGAACAAUUGGAGCAUACUAGACAGUGUUUAAUAAAAAUUGGAGACCAUAUCACAGAAUGUCUGAAAGAGUAUGCAAAUCCUGAACAAAUCAAGCAGUGGAGAAAAAACCUGUGGAUUUUUGUAUCUAAGUUUACGGAGUUUGAUGCAAGAAAAUUACAUAAAUUAUACAAACAUGCUAUUAAAAAACGGCAGGAAUCUCAGCAAAAUAAUGACCAGAACAGCAACUUGAAUGCUCAAGUGAUUAGAAAUCCAGAUGUGGAAAGAUUAAAAGAGAAUACAAAUCACGAUGAUAGCAGCAGGGACAGUUAUUCAUCUGAUAGACAUUUAUCUCAGUAUCAUGAUCAUCAUAAAGACCGACAUCAGGGAGAUUCUUAUAAAAAGAGUGACUCUAGGAAAAGACCCUAUUCUUCUUUUAGUAAUGGUAAAGAUCAUCGUGACUGGGAUCAUUACAAGCAAGAAAGCAGGUAUUACAGUGAUAGAGAGAAACACAGAAAACUGGAUGAUCACAGGAGUAGAGAUCACAGGUCAAAUUUGGAAGGAAGUUUAAAGGAUAGAUCUCAUUCUGAUCAUCGUUCUCAUUCAGAUCAUCGGUUACAUUCAGACCAUCGGGCAAGUUCUGAAUAUACACACCAUAAAUCUUCCAGGGAUUAUAGGUAUCAUUCAGAUUGGCAAAUGGACCACAGAGCUUCCAGUAGUGGCCCCAGAUCACCUUUAGAUCAGAGAUCUUCUUAUGGCUCCAGAUCUCCAUUUGAACACUCAGUUGAACACAAAAGUACACCCGAGCAUACCUGGAGUAGUCGGAAAACAUAACAAAAACUGAUACUUUGUUUUUCUGGACUUUUCUUUUAGCCAUAUAUCAUAAACCAACACAGUAAUUGCCUUACAUGACUUGAAAGAUAUAAACAGAUCUUCUAUCAGUAGCAGUAUUGUUACUUCUUUCCAGGAUGCAAGGUCUAUUAUCCCAACAGAAGAGAAAAUAUUUUUAUAUUUAAGGAUUAUGCUGCACUGUACUACAAAUACUGUAGUACUUUUUUUUUCUUUUUUAAAGAAAUGGAAAAUGUUUACUAUUACAGGGACCUCAACACUGCCCUUCCAUAUAGGCUGGAUAAAACUGUUUUUAAGUCAGUGAUUUUAGACUGACCUCCAUUUAAAUUAUGUUUGUAUAUGAACUUUACUCUGACCUGUGAUCAUGUUUCAGGAAGGAAUGAAAGAGAGUUCUUUUCUUAAUAAAGAAAAAACACUCAAGGACUUUGUUCACUUUCCAAAGCUACUUGUUUACAUUGUACACUGCGACCACCUUGCCGCUUUUCAUCACAAGCUUGAAUAUUUAAAUUCUGUACUUAUAUCUGUAAAAUAGCCAGGAAUUUCCUGUUUGUGAUCUAUUAUUAUGCCUUUUUACACACACACAUACACACAAAUGGCUGUAAAUUAUUGUAAAUGGAUUAAAAUGAGCUUUCCUUACUUCCUUUCCCUUCUCAGGCUUUUUUUGACUGUUCCUUUCCCUACCAACUCAGGCCUUCUUAUCAUUUGAAAAUAUCAGUGUAAUAACACUUUUUAAUGAUUUGUCUGAUGGAAUCAUUGUUUAGAAUGUAAAAAAUGGGGAAAGGGGCCACUUAAUUCCAUUAGUCCUCUUUUUAUAUUGACUAUUUUAUUAGAUACAUGUUAUUUUUUUUUUUCUUUUGUAGUAAAUAUUGUGUUUGUAGUAACAAAAUGGUGAGAUAAUAUGUAAAAUCUAAACUGCAUGCUCUGGAAACAUUUUUUUCAGAUGCAUUUGGUUUAAAAGGGUAGGUGUAUGAACACUUUUCAGAAUCCAAAAUGGCCAAAAGUUAUUGUAAAUCCAUUUGUUUUCCCUUUUCAUGUGGGCAAUAAUGUCAAAUGUGCUAUGCAGCCAGGUAACAUUUUAGAUAAACUUGAUUGACUUUUAAUAUAAACUGUUACAAUGCACACUGAUUGUAUAUAAAAACCUUAUAUAUGACAAAUUAAAUUUAAGAAAAAGGAUAUGUGGGCUCCUGUAAUUUUCUGCUGCAUUCUUAUUCCCUUAAGCACUUAACUUUGUUUUUUUUUUUUUAAGUGAUAAUGUUUAGCUACCAGGAAAAAGGUAUUUUGGUAAGCAGUUAACUAUUGUCAAUGUGUGGCACUACAACUAAAUCUAUUUUGAAGACUAUAUGAACAAUCUAUGAAGUAAAAUUGAGAUCAUAGAAAUCUUUGUUGGACUCUUGUUGGUUUCCUGCAGAUUUUAUUUUAGAAUGCCUUAUAUUUAUUCACAGAUUUUUAUUUUGUUAUAUUCAGUGGGAAUUUUUGAGUCAGUGUGGCAUACAUUGGAUGUGUGCUAUGCUGUAGCGAAUUUGAAUCUUAACUUCAACAAAUAUAAGUAUAUUGGUAUAUGCUUAUAAUAUUCUUAAAUGUGUCCCUGUUGAUUAACUGUGGGAACAGUCUACAGAAAUUUAUUCAUAGAUGGUGUAUUUUUUAGACAUUUUUCUUUUAUCUAUUUAGGUCUAAGAUUUUAUCUGUACGAAACAAAGCUUCCCCGUCCCCCUUUUUUGGGAAUAGUGAUACCUCUUUUAGUUACCCUGAAGAAUAAUAAUCUAUUUUUCCCUGGCAUAUCAGAUAACAUAGCAAAAAUAACUCAGUUUUUAAACAUUAAUUUAUAAUUAAAUAUAAAAGUGAUAAAACAGUUUAGUGCCAGUACAUUUUUUAAGCUUUUCCACUUUUUUCCAUAUUGAGUAUAAAUGAUUAUUCCAUAAGAUAGCAUUUAACAAGGAAAUACAAUACUUAAUGAAAUUGUAAUAUUAACACAGAAAACAGAUCAGGGUUGGCAUUUUUAAUUCAUUUUGUAGCUGGGAUAUUUGUGUUAUAUCCUAUUGUACAGAUUUCAUAGAAGAACAAUAUUAACAUAUUUUGAGGCAAUGGAAUGGCUUUAAUUUCUUAAUGACAUAUCUAGUUGAAUAUUUCAGUCAAUUAGUUGAGUUGAAUGAAAAAUCUAAAACUGUUUGUAACAUUAAUUGAUGGAAAAUAUGUUCAUUAUUUGUAAGAAAUCAUCAAUCCUAUAGAAAAGGAAUAAGCCAUAAACUUAUUAAGACACAAUGGAGAAGAACAUUAGUGCAUAGAUAUAACAGGGAACAUUCUCUAUAAAAUAUGCUUAAAUUUUGUCUUACAUGCUUAUUCUGCUUUGCUAUUUUUAUUCAUUUGUGUUUAAAUUUUCAAGGGUGAGAGAUUAUGCAUAGUACUGUACCAGUUAACCUCCACUUCAAUAAUAUACAAUAAAUGAUUCUUAUUAAAAGCAAUGGCCUCUUUGCUUAUAAAGAAAAUAUUCUUUGUUCAGGAUAUGUUAGAAAAUAAUUUUAGACUGGAAAGCUGUCAAAAACGAGUGUGAAUGAUUGAUUAAUUUCAGAGUAAGUGGCUUAAUAAAACAAACCUUUAUAGUUGCAUGAAAUAUGGUAGGUUACAUAUAUGGUAAUUUAUGUAAUCCAUUUUUCUAGUUAAAUAAUGAAAGGGUUGUAUAGAUACACUGAUUGACACUGAUUUCAUUUCUAUGGGAUUUAAAGAAUAUGCACUGGGGUAAUUAGCAUAAUUCCUAUCUUUAUUACUCUUUCUGACUAAUAAUAGAGUUUUAUAGUUGUAAUUGUUUUGCAGGAAGUACAGUGAUUUGGGAGUAAGGGUAGGUAGGGAAAAGCAGCUAAUUUUUAAAUAUGGGAUUCUUUUGGACUUACCCAUCUUCAUUUGAAAUUGUAAUACGAACUCAUAAAUGUGGCUUGUUAAAAUUUUAAGUAGUUUGUUACUUAACAAGUAAUGCAAAAAAAAAUUUUAAAUGUUUCUAAAUUGAUAUUUAAGGUAUUAAUAUAAACAACUAUCAGACCCCAUUACUGAAUUUCAAGACUCAUAUAUUGUAGCACUUAAUGCAAGAUUUGUGAUGAACAUGUUUAAGGACAGGCAACUAGGCACAGUACAACAAAAAUACCCUGAGGCAAAAUAAUGUCAAAAAAACUUCUUGUUAAAAGUUUAAAACAAAACAAUUGAAAUUAUAUUUUCUCCUGGCAAUGGCUAUAGUAAUUGAUUUGAUAGAUGCUUUGUGCUAACUUUUUCUUCUUUUUUUAAGAACCAAAUAGAUUGAUUUUAUUAUAGGAUAUCUUUAGAUUCUUUAUAAAGAAAGACCUAAGGAUAGGAGAUCCUAACUACAUUAAAGAAUCAAAGGUAAGAUUAUUUGGUAAAGUAGGAUUAAAAUAUACUUCUAGGUUUUUUCCAAAUACCUAUACAAAUUCUUCAGUGGGACUUCAUGUGCCAUAUUUUCUAUCCUAAAAGGCCUUUAGUCACCUUGUCCUUUAAUCAAAAUAAAACAAAAAACCACCAAACUUAACCCACCUUUAUUUUGAAAUAAGACUGGUAGUUCAAAUUCCCAAAUGAAUAAGAUGCUUUUAAUUCUGUGUCCCAAUCUGCAUUUGAGUCUUGAUCUAAAUAUUAAAUUGAAAUGGUAUAGGUUGUCUCCAAACAAAACUUGAGUUCAUAAUGCUUCUCUUAAAUGAGCUAAAAUAUUGAUUGCAUGGAUGAUCUACAUUAUCUGCCAGAAAUGUGGAUUGAAUUGUAGUUUUAUUAUUUUAGACUACUGUUAGGUUUUCAGUCUGUUGAUGAGCUGUGGAAUUGACCUGACACAUUGUUUUUUUCCUCUUUUUACCGUUCAAAACUUGCUUUGUCUCUGGUGUUCUUCUAUUUCACUAUGCUGAGUUUAGGUGUGGUUUUAUUUUUUUUUAGAUCAGGUCUUGCCUCAACCAGUUCUUGGUACUUUCUGGAAACCUAUGGUAUUACUAUCAUAAUGGUUUUUGGUUUUUUUUUUUAUGUCUGUCCUCUGUCUCACCAAUUUUACUGUUUUCCUUUAAUCUUUCCAUUUCUGUGCUGAAUAUCUUCAGCUUCAACUACUCCCCUGAACUCAUCUCCACUUAGAUAUCUAAUAGGUAUCUAAUCUUAAAGUAUGUAAAACCAGACUCUUCUCCACCAGUAACAUCAAACAACAACAAAACAACUGCCAAUCUUCCAUAAUUUUUGAUAAAUGAAUGGGCUUGGCAAUUAUAACUUUAUAAUAUGUGGCACUUAACCCCUAGCUAUUUCUAUUCUUUCUGUCUCACAUUACUCCUAUUGUUUAGAAAACCCCAAAGAAUACUUUUGGGACUUUGCAUUGUUGGUCAUUCAGUCAAGAAAGCCUUUAUCCCUCCCUGAUUUGUACAAAACUUGUUCCCUCACUUAAAUAAUUCAAGUCAAGUCUGCUCACAUGUCACAUCAAGUCUCUAAACUGGUGCUGUGCCCCUAUCAAUCAUUUUUGAAUCCCUUUUCUUUUCCUUCUAGCACUUGUCAUUACUUGACUUUUUUUUUUUUUUUUUUUCUUUUUUUCAUUUGUCACUGGCUGCUUCCUCGUGAACAUGUAUGUUCCUUAGGGGCAGGACUUCAUAUUCACUGAGGUAACCCAAGUACCUAAAACAAUGCCUCAUGUAUCAAUUGCAUUUUUUUCAUUAUUUUGGUUCUUUCCCAGAAAUGCCAUGUCCCAUAAGUGGCAAGAAUUAUUAAACUUUUGUCUUUCCAUUAUUACCUGAUCUGUUGGUAUAUUUGGAAACAUUUAUAUGCCUAUCAGUAUUUCAAUUACUAGAGUCUUUUUACUAUCUCUUGCUUUUUAACUCAACUAAUAAAAAUCACCUGAAACAGAGAAAUACCUAAGUCUCAUCUAGAAAUUAAAGGUCUCAAGUAAUAGGAUUUUAGGGAUUUUAAUAUUUAUUUUAUUGAUUUGAAUAAUAACAGAGGUUAAUUCCCCUCUUAAAACACUAUGCUUCUAUAUAAAUGAAAAACAUUUUUGUAACUUAUGACUGCUUAGAAAGAUAAUGAUACUUUGUGAAGAGAUAUUCAGAGAUGUGGUAUGUAAUAGAAAAAUAUAAAACAUUUUAAUAUGUCUGUUCCUUAAUCUUUUGAUAGGAAAAAUGUUUUUUGGUGGCAUGAUAGACUGUCCUAUGCUACUCAUAAGGAAAGAGUACAACUUAUAAAAACACCAUAAAGCAAGAGAAACAUGCUACAUUUGCAAUGUCUUUAAGGUGAAAUAGCCAAAAAAAUUCCCUCUCUGGCUGGUUUUUGAUAUUUUCCCAUUAAAAAUUUAGAUCAUGUUUAUAUAGGGUAAAUGCAUCCUUUUUAGGUAUACAUUGUAAUAAGCUUUGACAUAUUACACAGUUGUUCAACCACCAACAUAUUUAAGAUACAAAAACAUUUUCAGUACCUCAAAAAAGUUAUCCUAUACUAAUUUCCCAGUACCUAGUCCCUGGCAACCACCGAUUUGUUCCUACAGUUUUACAUUUUCCAUAAUGUUAUUUAAAGGAGUCAUACAAAAUAUAGGUUUUGAGCCAAGCUUUCACUUAGUAUAGUGUUUUUGAGAUUCAUCUGUGUUUUUGCAUUGAGAGUAGCUCAUUACUUUUUAUUUUUAAGUGCCAUUCUUCAUACAGUUUGUUUAUCCAUUCACCAACUGGACUUCCAGUCAUUUGGCCAUUAUGAUUAAAGAUGCAAUAAACUGUCACAUGCAAGUCUCUGGGUAGACGUAUUCUAAACUUUGGAAGUACUUUGGAGUAGGACUUCUAGGUUGUAUGGUAAAGUACGUGUUUUAUUUUAUAAGAAAACUGCCAAACUAUUUUUCAAAGCAGAUAUGCCAUUUUAUGUUCCCAGCAGCUAUAGAUGAAAGUUCUUGUUACCCUUUAACCAUGUGAGCAUUUUGUACUGUAGUGUUUGUUUAUUGUUUUUGUUCUUUUUGUUUUCAUGUAGCCAUUCUGGUAGGUGUCUAGUGGUAACAAGUAAUUUGCAUUUCUCUAGAGACUAAUGGUAUUCAACAUCUUUUAAUGUGUUUGUCAUUCUUAUUUCUAGUCUUCAAAAAUUUUUCCAAUUUUAUAAAUAGUAUUGUUUAUAGAAUUCACAUAUCAAAUAAAUGCAAUUUUUUUUCUAGUCUA
Messenger RNA from Mustela lutreola (European mink), 11832 nucleotides. RefSeq names its product chromodomain helicase DNA binding protein 1 (gene CHD1). Gene Ontology annotation, molecular function: ATP hydrolysis activity; ATP-dependent chromatin remodeler activity; histone binding. The transcript has 37 exons. The record is from RefSeq and is a predicted model, not a curated record. Bases 281 to 5677 code for a protein of 1798 amino acids. Gene Ontology annotation, biological process: regulation of transcription by RNA polymerase II; nucleosome organization. Gene Ontology annotation, cellular component: nucleus; chromatin. NCBI's taxonomy places the organism in Eukaryota, Metazoa, Chordata, Mammalia, Carnivora, Mustelidae.